UUUCAGAGGUUAAGUAAAUGUCAUUUUGAAAUUUUUACAACUUACAACAAAUAACAAAUAAAUGACGAGCUGAAUGGAGAAAAAUGCAUUUCCCAAAAUAAAUGAAACGUUUAUGGAACACUCCAACUUGAAUGGCAGGAUAUAAAAUUAACCGGCCACAUAGCUGAAAUAUCGUACAUUGCCAAAGUCUCACUUGAAAUUUGUCAGUUUUAUGAACUGAAAUCGAAGAGCCUGUUAUAUCACUGAAAAUGUGGGACUCUACAAUGUUCUUGAGUACAUUAACCCCCAAGUUUUACGUUGCAUUAACUGGUACCUCUUCUUUGAUAUCGGGGCUAAUUUUGAUAUUCGAAUGGUGGUAUUUUAGAAAAUAUGGGACUUCUUUCAUUGAGCAAGUCUCUCUGAAUCAUAUCAGCCCUUGGAUAAGUGGUGUCGAUAACACUGAGAAUGGCUCUGGUAGUAGCAGUAGCAGUUCUUCGAAUGGUUCUCAAAGUAACGUACCCGAAUGUAAGGUUUGGAGGAAUCCUCUGAAUUUAUUGAGAGGGGCAGAGUAUCAGCGAUUUUACUGGGCAACCACCAAGGAGCCAUUAACAUAUUACGACAUGAACUUGUCAGCGCAGGACCACCAGACGUUUUUCACAUGUGAAGCAGACGCUGGAAGGUCGGAAUACGAGUUGAUGCAAUCGGCUUGGAGGGAAAGAAAUCCUGUUUUACGGUUGAAGGCUGCUCAUACUGCCAUCGAGAAGAAUCCAGAAUGUGCAUCAGCUUACAUAUUAUUAGCUGAAGAGGAAGCAACGACAAUAUUAGACGCAGAAAAAAUAUUUAAGACAGCUCUGAAAAUAGCCGAAACAAAUUAUAAAAAAUCACAAGCGUUGCAACACCAAGGGUCACUGAUGGAAGCACAACAUAGGAGAGAUACUAACGUGUUGAUUUACAUCAAGAGGAGAUUAGCGAUGUGUGCUAGAAAAUUGGGUAAGAUGAAGGACGCUGUUAAGAUGUUUAGGGAUUUAACCAAGGAAGUUCCUCCGAUUAUGAACGUUUUGAACGUACACGAGAAUCUUAUUGAAGCGUUGCUUCAGAUGCAAGCGUAUGCGGAUGUGCAAGCUGUCUUGGCGAAAUACGACGAUAUUUCACUGCCUAAAUCUGCGGCCAUUUGUUAUACUGCUGCGUUGCUGAAAGCUAGACAGGUAGCGGAUAAAUUUUCGCCAGAUAUUGCCACGAAACGAGGUUUGACCAGUGCCGAGAUGGCUGCCGUUGAGGCCAUUCACAGGGCGGUGGAAUUCAAUCCACACGUACCGAAAUAUCUGCUAGAAAUGAAGCCUCUCAUCAUGCCCCCGGAGCACAUAUUAAAAAGGGGCGAUUCUGAAGCAGUCGCAUAUAGUUUCUUCCAUUUGGCGCAUUGGAAAGCUGUCGAAGGAGCCUUGAAUCUCUUACAUUGUACUUGGGAAGGUACUUUCAGAAUGCUGCCAUAUCCGUUGGAAAGGGGGCAUCUUUUCUACCCGUAUCCGACGUGUACAGAAUGCGCAGAUAGGGAACUUUUACCGAGCUUCCAUGAAGUUUCGGUGUAUCCGAAAAAAGAACUACCCUUCUUCAUCAUUUUCACGGCUGGGCUGUGCUCUUUCACGGCACUCUUAGCGCUCCUAACACAUCAGUAUCCGGAACCGAUGGGUGUGGUCGCCAAAGCUGUGCUGAAUUCAGUGUCUUUGCCGGUGUAUUUCGUUUACGACAAAAUCGAGUGUUUGCUGCCUUCGAAUAUACUCCUGCAGUUGUCGAGGAUAUAGUAUGAGUCGGGUUUCGAUGACGGACAUGUUGAUUUUAAUUUUUAACGUACUUAUUAUAGUGUUGUAGAUGUUUCUUAUUUAUAUUGUUAUUUCUCUGCCUUGAAGUUUAACAUUUUAUAAAUGAAAAUAUUGUAAUCUGUGAACAGAUAGUUUGAUUUGCUUGACAGAUUUUUCGAGAGGAAUUGUGUGAUUGCAAGAUUAUGUGAAAAUUAUGGAAUAAAAAAUUCAUUCGCA
This is a messenger RNA of Coccinella septempunctata (seven-spotted ladybird), 2012 nucleotides long. RefSeq names its product protein ST7 homolog. Bases 249 to 1778 code for a protein of 509 amino acids. The record is from RefSeq and is a predicted model, not a curated record. Lineage: Eukaryota; Metazoa; Arthropoda; Insecta; Coleoptera; Coccinellidae. Gene Ontology annotation, molecular function: protein binding. The transcript is spliced from 2 exons.